Hypoxylon trugodes is the source of this 1178-nucleotide messenger RNA. RefSeq lists its product as uncharacterized. Lineage: Eukaryota; Fungi; Ascomycota; Sordariomycetes; Xylariales; Hypoxylaceae. The record is from RefSeq and is a predicted model, not a curated record. The coding region runs from base 401 to 892 and encodes 163 amino acids. The transcript has 3 exons.
ACGUGUGCAGGGCGAGAUGCCGACUACGUCCAAGAUUCCUACAAGACUUAUGAUUGGACUUCUUAAGGCGUAAAUUUAUCCGCUGUUGCACACGCUAAUGGAUAUACUAUAAACAGUAAUCAAUUGUCUUGUUGACAUGAUCAGGUUUCAUUCGGACGAUCCUCCUAGAUUAUCACAAAUUGACACCAAGGCGGCUAAAUUAACACCUACGUAGUCUUAGCGAAUCUUGGUUUAAGCUGCUUCCCCGCGUUAUGAUAUAACGAUGGGGAAAGGAUAUUAUAACCUUUGCUCAUGCGGAGUCUCGCUUACCAUGGACGCGCAUAUAUAUGAUCAUCGCCUAUUCCACGAGGUAAAGAAAUUAUCUUACGUUUAACAUCGUCGUACCCCCCCAAUCGCGAAAAUGCGUCUUUCACUCUUCCUUUCCGCCAGCGUUCUAGCGCCUAUUGGCCUUGCUGCCCCCCUCGCGCUCGAUGGGGCUCUCAUGAAGAGAGAGAACCUAUGCAGCUUAAAGGCCCCCCCUGCUCUUUGCGAACCGGACCCCUCCGUGACUGUCGAGGAGACAGCCCAGAGAGCUUAUGACUUCUACCGCGCGUUUGUAGUUGAUGGAGACCCGCGAAAGAUGUUCUCCCUCAUCGACUCAUCGUACAUACAACACCACCCGGGAUAUGCUUCAGGGCCUGGUACUAUCUGGAGUAUUUUCUGCAGCGGAAGUAAGCUAGGAAACGAACAAAGCACAGCUUGGUGCUUCGAUUCUAGCACGAACAUGUCGUAUGCACGAUACUCGACUACUGAUCGAUGGCGCUGGGUUGAUGGUUGUGUCCACGAACACUGGGACCAGGGUGAGACCAUCCCCACGGAUAAAUGCUACAAGUUGCCCACGGGUACAUCAUGAAGAGUCCUUAGGCGAAUUCCAGAUGAGUGUGUGUUGCAUGGAUAUAAGCCUGGGUACCAACCUGUAUAAAGUCAAGUCAAUUCAAAUUCAAAAACGUUGAAUCAUGUAAUGGCUCAUAUUAGACCCUAUACGAGUUUUUACGUGACCACUUACGGUGAGUUUCAUCAGCACAAUGCUGUAGAUAAUUUAGCUUGAAUAAAGUGCCCGCCCCCCUUUUGUUCCUCAAACCAUAUAGAUUAGAUUUUUGGCUGCGAUGGUGUAUUUUAACGACGUUUGGUCUGAUUUA